Molecule: messenger RNA, 830 nt
Organism: Python bivittatus (Burmese python)
Lineage: Eukaryota; Metazoa; Chordata; Lepidosauria; Squamata; Pythonidae
Source: RefSeq, a predicted model, not a curated record
AUGGGGAAGCUGAAACUGGUCUUGAUUGGGUCCCUGGUCUCCAGCACAGGCUCUGCACCUUUCCAUUGGUUGACUGAGCUCUCUGAAGGAGGAGCUGCCCACCACGAUGGAAGUUAAAAGCGUCCAGCGCAGAAGAAUUUCAGCAUUCUGGAGAAAUCGGAGUCUGAAGACACACAGCUGUGAAAGCUCACCCCACAUCUGCUUGGCCAAGUGACGGACUCAAGGAUGGUGCUUGUCGUCUGGAUGUGGCUACCUGCCCUGGGGCUCCUGGCAGGCCACGGGGAGGCCCAGAGCUGCAGACCGGAGCUGAGAGGCAUUGUUGAGAACUUGGCCAGAGGGCGUCCAGCCUUUCAGUCUUCCACCUUGCAAGAUAAUUUCCGUGGAGUGGCAAAAAAAGCUGUGGAUGGGAAUUGUCGUGGGGAUUGGUACAAGGAUUAUACCUGCUCCCACACUCAGCUAGAAACAGACCCACUGUGGUACGUGGACCUGGGAAGUGAGCAUGCCAUUAGUGCCGUGGUGGUGAAAAACCGGGAGGACUCCUGUGGAGAGAGGCUCAAGGGAGCAGAGAUCCGCGUGGGAGACUCUGUGCAGAACCAUGGAAAAGACAAUGUCCUCUGUGGGACGAUCACCGAUGGCAGUCUGGGCUCCAUCAGCACCAUCUUCUGCCAUGGGAAAAUAGGACGCUAUGUCACCAUCAGCAUCCCUGGUCGCCCAGAGUACCUGACACUGUGCGAGGUGGAGGUCUAUGGGACCAAGCUGUGUCUCUCUAUCCUGAAGGCAGGGCAGGGACAAGGAUGAUUAAAUCAAUCAUGACCCUCCAAUAAACUUCC